Molecule: messenger RNA, 471 nt
Organism: Sphenostylis stenocarpa
Lineage: Eukaryota; Viridiplantae; Streptophyta; Magnoliopsida; Fabales; Fabaceae
Source: the annotation of a GenBank genome assembly
AUGGUGAAGAAGAGCGGUGGCAUUCCAUGUGCGUUUUGGCGCUCAGAGUGUGAACCUAACCCGCUUUCUGACCCUGUUUCGCGUGUGAAAUUGGAGAAUAGAGAUAAAAGAGGUGGAGAUUGGAAAGACAAAGAUCCCUACCUCAGUAGAAAGCGACAGACCACGUCAGUGCGCAUGCAUGAUAAGGUGGCUGCAGUGCAGGUUUGGGAAUUUGUUUCUUCGUUCGUUCGUUCGUUCGUUCGUUCUUAUCCUAGACAAAGCACUCCCAUACCAAGGACAGACCUUAACAGGGGCAUCAUGGUAAUUUUACAUGGAAAAGUUGACUCCACCCAAUGGUCUACACAACAACACAGCAACCACUGCCACCAAAUCCAUCAAAAUCUUUAUAUUUCAGAGGCACUUUUGCGGUGGCAAGAGGCGAAAGUAAAAAAUGCAAACACCCAUGGCAAAGUUGUCCAUUGUUGUCGGUGA